This is a messenger RNA of Candida dubliniensis CD36, 4113 nucleotides long. It is a transcript of the gene SLN1, whose product is annotated as Sln1p. Bases 1 to 4113 code for a protein of 1370 amino acids. Gene Ontology annotation, molecular function: histidine phosphotransfer kinase activity; phosphorelay sensor kinase activity. The transcript has a single exon. Lineage: Eukaryota; Fungi; Ascomycota; Pichiomycetes; Serinales; Debaryomycetaceae. Gene Ontology annotation, biological process: protein autophosphorylation; phosphorelay signal transduction system. The record is from RefSeq and is a predicted model, not a curated record. Gene Ontology annotation, cellular component: membrane.
AUGAGGCGAUUAAAGAUUGGGAUUCGUUCCCAGUUAAUCAUAAUAGUUUGUUUUGCAUCGUUGUUUUCAUUAUUGAUUUUGGGUAUUGUAACGGGAAUAUAUUUCAGUGUCAAUUUGAAAAAUCUACGAUUAGAACGACUACUAGUUAUAUCCCAAUUAAAAAGAACUCAAGUACAACAAGCAAUACAAUAUAUUGCUUAUCAAGUAAUGACAGUAUCGGAAAUUGAUUCUUUAACUGUCCCAUUAUCAAAUUACCGAGCCGGGAAUAAUUCUAAAACAGUUUUCCUGGAAGCACAAAAUUAUUUACAACAAUAUGUACUUUCCACAGAUUCAUUUAUUUCAGCAAGAUUAUAUGAUUUAGAUUUACAAGUUGUGGCGUCCAGUUUUGAUAAUAUGACAUUGAUUUCUGAUAGUGCUCAAGAUGUGGUUUACCCCUUGCGACAAAAUGCAUCAAUACCACAAGUAUUAGAUACUCAACUGGGAUUAUUUUUCACUGGUCCUAUUGCCAAUAAUUCGGAAAAUUUUAAUUCAAUGUAUUUUAUGGGAAUCACCGUACCGGUGCUAUCCAAUAGUUCUAUUAUUCUUCUGCAACCUUCAAUAUCAGGAUACCUCACCAUUAUAGCAUCAGCAGAAUCCAUUCGUUCAGCAUUAAAUUCUACCAGUGAAGAUGAUUAUCAAGCUAUGGCGGUAGAACCAGUAUAUGGAGAUCCACAACAAGGUAUAGAUAAUCUACAACAAAAUACUUAUAAUGGUGCCAAUCAAGUUAUUGGAUUCAAAUUGGUUUUCCCAGUACAGGAUAGUUUAUUAGAGGCUGGGGCCAUAUAUAAUAUCAAUUCAUCUUCAUCUAUGAAAACCGCAUUAGCAUCAAAUUCAGGUACUGCAACUAGUGUCAAAUCUUUUUUUGGUAAAAAAGUUUCCAUUGGGUUUUCCCGAAUAAGUGUUCAAGAUAAUUUAAAUUGGUCAAUUGUUAUUGUUCAAUCUAGUUCUGUUUUCAAUGGACCUGCCAAUAAACUACGAAGAAUUACUAUUGGAGUUGUCAUUGGUAUUGGUGCAUUUAUGUGUUUAGUUACAUUCCCCUUGGCCGUUUGGUUUAUACGACCGAUAACCAAAUUAAAAGAAGCUACUGAAGCCAUUACCAAAUAUAAAAAGGAAAAACUAAAUAAUGUUAACAGUAAUGGGCCUAAUUCUUCCACUGGUUCCGACUCACCAAAUCAACCAUUACUAGAUAUGGGGACGGGGAUGGGUAAACGAAAUAGUAUAAAUUCAUCAUCAAUUUCUUCAAGUUAUUCUACGGGGAUAAGACUACCGGCAAGAAUACCGAGAUCGAAAAAAAUUUUUAAAGAUGAAUUAACAGAAUUAUCUGAAGCUUUUAAUAUUAUGACAGAAGAAUUAGAUAAACAAUAUACUCAUUUAGAAGAUCGAGUGAAAUCAAGAACAAAAGAAUUGGAAGCAUCUAAAAUUGAAGCAGAAUCAGCUAAUGAAGCUAAAACCGUUUUCAUUGCCAAUAUUUCUCAUGAAUUACGUACCCCAUUAAAUGGGAUUUUGGGUAUGACAUCAAUUGCCAUGGAAGAAGAAGAUCCUAAUCGAAUACAUGAUUCUUUAAAAUUAAUUCAUCGUUCUGGAGAAUUAUUAUUACAUAUUUUAACUGAAUUAUUAACUUAUUCUAAAAAUACUUUAAAUCGAUCAAAAUUAGAAAAAUCAAAUUUCCAAAUUUUAGAAAUUGUUUAUCAAGUUCGAUCAAUUUUUAAUAAAUUAGCUCAUGAUCAAAGAGUUAAUUUUAAAAUUUUAGUAAAACCAAAUAUUUUCCGGAAAUUAAUCAUAUAUGGUGACUCUAAUAGAAUUAUUCAGAUUGUUAUGAAUUUAGUAUCAAAUUCAUUAAAAUUUACUCCAGUGGAUGGAUCAGUAGGAGUUUCAUUUAAAUUAUUGGGGGAAUAUGAUCAUGAAAAAUCAAAAAAAUUGGAUUAUAAAAAAGUUUGUAUAUUGAAUGAUUCUAGUACUAGUACAGUAGUGCCACCACCAGCACCUCCAUCAGAUACUAAACCUACGCCCAAAAAACUGCAUAUUAUUGACCAUAAUAACAGACUGGCCAAUACUACAUCACCACUAACACCUGUGGGGAAACCAACAAACACAAAAACCAGUAAAGGAGAUACAAAUAAUACCAUCAAUAAGGAUAUGAAGGUUAGAAAAAGAAAUAAUAAUAACAAAAAGAGGAACCACAACAACAACACCAAUAGUGACGUUUUUAAAAACAGAAGAUUAAGUGGUUCUCAAAGAUUUAGUAAUAUACAAGAAGAAGAAUUAAGUCCUACAGCAAUAGACACUGAUGUUGAUAAAUAUUUGACUUCUUCUACUGAUAGUGAUAAUAUUAGUGUAACUACUUUAUCAACAGCACAAUAUGAGACUACAAUAUUUGAAUCACAAUUUAAAUCAAAGCCAUUACCUAAAUUGCCUAUAGAUGCAAAAUCACAACUAUCAGAAAAAGUGGAAGAUAAUGACAUGAAAGAGAUAAUUAACGAUGAUGAAGAAGAAGACGUUAGUGGUGUUGGUGUUGUUCAGGUUGAUGAUGAUGACGAGGAUACUGUGAAUGAAAAACAAGGUAAUCUGUCAUCAUCUUCAACAUCCAAUUCAACAAAUGAAAAGCAAGAAGAAAUUCUGCCAGUAUCAAAUAAUUCUACAACAGUGAGUAUUAUUCGACCACGUCAUAAUAUGAUGCCACUGGCUCAAGAUUUCAAAAGUUAUCCUACAUUUGAUAAGAAACCCGAAUAUGAUUCAAACAUGUCAAAUAAUGAGAUUGUUAAAAAUAAUCGAGUUUUUAGAAUUCGUAAUAUGUAUCAACCAAAAGUUUGGGUUAUUCAAAUUGAAGUUACUGAUACAGGACCAGGUAUUGAACCAGCAUUACAAGAAAAAGUAUUUGAACCAUUUGUUCAAGGAGAUCAAACAUUAUCAAGAAGUUAUGGAGGUACUGGAUUAGGAUUAAGUAUUUGUCGACAAUUGGCAACAAUGAUGCAUGGUACAUUGACAUUAAAAUCAACCAUUGGUAAAGGUUCAACAUUUACAUUAACUUUACCAUUACCUCAAACUGGAGAAAUUAUGGUACCGCCAGAAGAUAUGGCAGAAUUUUGUGAAGAUGAAUUCAAUCCAGCAGCGAAAAUUAAUAGGAAAGUUGCAUUUGAUGAUGAUGGUGCUGAGAAUAAUAAUGAUAAUAAUAAUAAUAAUGAUGAUGAUGAUGAUGAUGAUGAUGAGAGAUUGCAAGGACAGGAGCAAGAAAAGACAUCAAGAGAAGACACCAAUGAGAAACAAAACGUUCAAUCAUCACAUACUUUUAAUAUUUCAUCGUCAUCGACUUCAUCAUUACCACCAAAUUCUUCAUCAUCAGAUUCUCCAUUACCUACCUCAGAUUCAUCCGAUAUAUAUGGUGGUGUCAAUAAAUCUGAAACAGGAAAUUAUGGAAACAAUGAAGUUGCCAAAAAAAGAGUUAUAUCAACUUCUUCAUCAUUAUCUACUGAGGGUAGUAGUAGUAAACAUAAUAUUGGUAAUGAAGGUAAUCAUGGUGAUGAUAAUAAUAAAAACCUCACCCUCACCAUUGAUAAACCACUGUUAUUUACUCGAGGAUCAACUGGUACGGCCAAUUCUGGAACAACUUCAUCUCAUUCUGAUAAAAAAUCAUCUUAUCCUUUUGUUGCCGAUCAUACUACUGUAUUAGAUGAUAUAUCUCAUUUAAGAAUUUUAGUAGCGGAAGAUAAUAUGGUUAAUCAAGAAGUUAUUAAACGUAUGUUAAGAUUAGAAGGAUUAACUAAUCUUACUAUGGCAUGUAAUGGAGCUGAAGCCAUUGAUUUUGUUAAAGAAUCAAUUGAAACAAAUGAAAUAUUUGAUUUAAUAUUUAUGGAUGUUCAAAUGCCUAAAGUUGAUGGAUUAAUUGCUACAAAAAUGAUUCGAAAAAAUUUACAAUAUAAUAAACCAAUUAUUGCAUUAACGGCAUUUGCUGAUGAAAGUAAUGUUAAAGAAUGUUUAAAUUCUGGUAUGAGUGGAUUUCUUGCUAAACCAAUUAGAAGAACUAAUUUAAGGAAAAUUAUUGUUGAAUUUUUAUUAAAUGAAGUUGUAACUUCAUAA